Messenger RNA from Magnolia sinica, 1730 nucleotides. RefSeq names its product cysteine proteinase mucunain-like. NCBI's taxonomy places the organism in Eukaryota, Viridiplantae, Streptophyta, Magnoliopsida, Magnoliales, Magnoliaceae. The coding region runs from base 179 to 1558 and encodes 459 amino acids. Gene Ontology annotation, cellular component: lysosome. The record is from RefSeq and is a predicted model, not a curated record. The transcript has 5 exons. Gene Ontology annotation, molecular function: cysteine-type endopeptidase activity.
CCCUUUCUAGCUCGUAUAUCCCUCCACUCUUCUUUUGCUUUUUCAUCCAUGCCCAUGUGGAUCUCGUAGAACCAGUUAUCUUCUUCUUCCGGAUCCUUGUUGAGCUUCCCUUCUCUUGGGUUUUCUUUUACUUAAAAAAAUAAAAAAAAAAUUAAAUUUCUUCCCUAUCUUUUUGGACAUGGCUUUCUCAAAGAACGUGGGUGUGGUGGCCUUGGUCACUGUCUUCUUCACUAUUUUCUCUCUCUCCUCUGCUAUGGACAUGUCUAUCAUAAGCUCCGGUGGAAGGAGCGAUGAUGAAGUGAUGGGCCUCUACGAAGAGUGGCUAGCCAAGCACGGAAAAUCGUACAACGCGUUGGGCGAGAAGGAGAAGAGAUUCGAGAUUUUCAGGGACAAUCUGCUUUUCAUCAACGAACAUAACGCUGGCAAUCAUACCUACACUUUGGGUCUGAACAAGUUCGCCGAUCUCACCAAUGAGGAGUUUAGAUCUCUUUACUUGGGUGCCAAGAUCGACUCCAAGCUGAGGCUUUCUAAGGCCAAGAGCGACCGCUACAGUUACAUCCAAGGGGAGGAGUUGCCCGAUUCCAUUGACUGGAGGGAGAAAGGGGCUGUUGUUCCGAUCAAGGACCAAGGCAGCUGCGGGAGCUGUUGGGCAUUUUCAACGAUAGCUGCGGUGGAAGGGAUAAACCAAAUAGUGACCAAGGGCCUCAUUUCCCUUUCGGAGCAAGAGCUGGUCGACUGUGACACAUCCUACAACGAGGGCUGCAAUGGAGGUCUCAUGGAUUAUGCCUUUGAAUUCAUUAUCAACAAUGGUGGAAUUGACACUGAGGAAGAUUACCCCUACAAGGGUUACGAUUACAGAUGCGAUCAGUCCAGGAAAAAUGCUCGUGUUGUUAGUAUUGAUGGAUAUGAAGAUGUUCCAGUGAAUGAUGAGAAAGCACUCCAGAAAGCUGUGGCAAACCAACCUGUUACUGUUGCCAUUGAAGGAGGUGGAACAGCUUUUCAACUCUACAAAUCGGGCAUCUUCACUGGGAGAUGUGGGACUGAGCUGGAUCAUGGUGUAGCUGCAGUAGGCUAUGGCACUGAAAAUGGUGUGGAUUACUGGAUUGUUAAGAACUCAUGGGGUACUGAAUGGGGAGAGAAAGGAUACAUAAGGAUGGAGCGGAAUCUCGCUCACACCACGACUGGUAAGUGUGGCAUUGCCAUGGAAGCAUCAUAUCCUAUCAAGAAGGGGCAGAACCCCCCCAACCCAGGACCUUCCCCUCCCACCCCAGUGAAGCCCCCUGCUGUUUGUGAUGGUUACUACUCUUGCCCAGAGAGCAACACAUGCUGCUGCAUAUUUGACUUAGGACGCUAUUGUUUCACAUGGGGUUGCUGCCCUCUUGAGUCGGCGACUUGCUGUGAUGAUCACUACAGCUGCUGCCCCCAAGAAUUCCCGGUUUGCAAUGUCAAAGAAGGGAUUUGCCUGACGAGCAAGAAGAACCCACUGGGAGUGAAGAUGCUGAAGCGCACUCCUGCUAAACCCUACUGGGCUUACUCUGGAGAAGCGCGGAGUGCUUGAGAGGUUUGCUUGCAUUGCUUUGGGACCCCUCGGGUUUAAUUGUUAGUAACCUUGAAAGAAUGGAUUAUACUUAUUUUAAUAUUUAUAUUGAUGAACGGGAUGGAUUACUGUACAUAAGUUGCUUUAAUAUGUACUUGUGAAAUACAUAAAUUAUUUAUUUGGAUUUGCUCUC